AUGGCGAAGUUUUUUGGUUUCAACCUGCCCUUCUGUGAAAUUGCUCCUUUUUGGACUGGCACUGGGCAUGAGCUUUUUGAUGUGGCUGGAUUAAUUUACAGUGUCAAAUUAUUUGGGCCAUGCGGAAUUGCUUCCAAGGACAAGAUCCGGAACAGCCUGGGGCCGGACUCAAUUUCAGAGAUGAGUGUGAGUUGCGCGAUUGCAGCCCUCAAGCAUAAUGUCAAGUGCCUUUUGCCUGUUGAUGGGAAAUCAGAAUGUGCAGUAUGA
Molecule: messenger RNA, 267 nt
Organism: Penicillium samsonianum
Lineage: Eukaryota; Fungi; Ascomycota; Eurotiomycetes; Eurotiales; Aspergillaceae
Exons: 2
Coding region: 1-267 (88 amino acids)
Source: RefSeq, a predicted model, not a curated record